AUGAGAGAGCGAGGCGGGCAGGGGUCCCCGAGGGCCACGGGGAGGGGUCUACGCGGGUGGCGGUCCCGAGUGCCAUGGCAGGUGCCAGCACGGGGGCCCCGCAGCCCGUGGGGCGCCGGUAUCUCAGCUGCUCUCGCACCUGUGCGGACAACGGGGGCCCAGGCUGCCCCGCGAGCAGAGGGGCCCGCCCGUGCCCAGCACCGCCUGCGGGAGGGUCCGGGUCUGACCUCUGCCGGCCUCGCCCCACGGCUACAGCGAGGAGCGCCGCCGCCACCUCCCCCUGCCCCUGCCCGCUGUCCCCGGUACCUGCCGCCCCCUCUCCCGUCCCCUUCCGGCCUCCUCUGCGGCCAGCCCUGCAGCGCCGCAACGCACCCGGCCAUUGGGCCGCUCCCUCCAGCCAACAAGCGCCGCGCUCAUUGGCUAUUUCCGCCUCUCCCUCCACUCGUCCUCCCGCUCAGGCCCGCGAGGCACCGGGGCUGGGAACCCGGGACUCGCCUCCGAGAACGGCGGCUGCAGCUCCGGCGAAACGGGGCGGGGCCUCAGCGCCGGCUCGGAGCGACCGGCAGCGGGGCAGGAAAAGCUCCCGGAACCUAUGCGCCCGGUAGCGUUCCCUGUCGGAGCCAGUCCCAGAGGGCGACUUCCGCUCCCGGGGCCGGUGCGCCCGGACUGAGCAGGGUGACGGAGCGGCCAGACAUGGGGCAUGGACAUGAGCAUGGUCAUGGGAAAAUGGAACUCCCUGACUAUAAACAAUGGAAGAUAGAGGGUACUCCACUACAGGAUGUCCAAGAAAGACUGGCUAAGCGGGGUCUCAGAGACCCAUGGCUUCGCAAUGAAGCAUGGAGAUAUAUGGGUGGCUUUGCAAAACCGGUCACUGUUAUGGACGUUCUCACCAAAGGUUUCAAGUGGGGAUUCGUAGCCUUUGUGGUAGCUCUUGGGAUUGAGUACACACUGUUCCCUCCGAAGAAAAAUGGAGGACAUCACUGAAGAUGGAGUAGCAGAACUUGUCAAAGUUAUUUACACGGUUCUAAAUUAAAACGUUAUACAAUAGCUUACUGCUUUUGUUGCAUGUGUAAAGAUGCCUAUUAAAAUUUCUCAUGGGCAAGA
Molecule: messenger RNA, 1104 nt
Organism: Dermochelys coriacea (leatherback sea turtle)
Lineage: Eukaryota; Metazoa; Chordata; Testudines; Dermochelyidae
Gene: NDUFB3
Product: NADH:ubiquinone oxidoreductase subunit B3
Exons: 3
Coding region: 1-984 (327 amino acids)
Biological process (GO): mitochondrial respiratory chain complex I assembly; electron transport chain
Cellular component (GO): mitochondrion
Source: RefSeq, a predicted model, not a curated record